ACUGCAUGUCCAUUGUGAAGUGAAGAAAAUAUUUUGUCUCAUUUGUAAUUUGAGGAAAUGUCUAUUUUACUAAAUAUUUAAUCUGCAAGAGCAUCAAUAACCCUUAACGUGUUAACUUGUACUAAGUAUAACUUAAAUGUAAAAGUAUUUCGAUAAAUUUCAAAGUAAAUAAUUGAUGAUGGAACCAUUGAAGACAUUAGGGAACAGCGAUUCUGACCAUGAAGCGAGCAACUUCGAUUUCUAUUCAGGAAGUAUAAGGUCUGAAUCUGUACUCAUGAAUGUUUCACUAAUAUCAUCAUCAUCAUCCCAAGAAUCUCAUCGUUACAAGUCUUCACAAAAUAUAUCGUCAAGAAAGGCCGGAGUGUCUUCAUCAUGUCGCUUUCCAAAACUUGAAGAAUGUGCGCAUUUUCAUUAUGAACGCGUACAGUUGGGAAAUAUUUUAAUUCGUCUGAUUAAUGAUAAGUCUGAGAUGCUAGUUGGCCCCGGAAAUUCAACACAAAGUGAAAGUCAAACGCCACAACAAUGGUUUAUUAUCAGAAUUUCUGCUGGACGAUCUGAACCGUUUCUUAUAAAACGUUCACUUCAAAAUCUCAAAAUGCUUGAUGAAAUGUUGCAUCGUUGUGUGUAUGAUCGAAGAGUGAGUGAUUUAAGGGAUUUAAAUGAAGAUUUGGAGACGACAGAUGACGAAGAGUUAGAAGAUAUCGUGUCGCUUUAUUUAUCACGUUUAUCAACAAUUGCAAGUGAUGCUAUGACUUGUGGGCCCGUAUUAACAUGGCUUCAAUUGGAUAAUAAAGGACGACGACUACCAGUAGCCGAUUCAGAUACAAUGCUUACUAUCAACACUCCAGCAGUUGGAGCUGCUUAUGGAAUUCGGCGUUAUGUUGCACAAGCUUGUGACGAAAUUUCUAUCGAAGUUGGUGACAUGAUCUCAGUCAUUGACAUGCCAUCGCCUGCGGAAUCUAUUUGGUGGCGUGGGAAGAAAAAUCACUUUCAGAAAAAUCAAUACGAAGUUGGGUUCUUUCCACAGAAUUGCGUAGCAACAAUUGGCGAGAAAGUUCCUCGACAUAUGCCUUUACCUGCUCCACUAGUUGGAUCACUUGCAUUAUCCCCAACAAAGCCUGUGCUUCGAAAGCAUGGAAAACUUAUAACAUUUUUCCGAAGCUUUAUCUUAGCAAGACCCUCACGUCGAAGACUCAAACAAACUGGAAUAUACAAAGAACGGGUGUUCAGUUGCGAUUUAGGUGAACAUUUAAUGAACAGUGGACAAGACAUUCCAAUGGUUCUCAAAUGUUGUGCCGAAUUCAUUGAAAAAUAUGGAAUAGUCGACGGAGUAUAUCGUCUUUCUGGCAUAACAUCAAACAUACAAAAAUUACGGAGAGCUUUUGAUGAAGAGAGAAUUCCAGAUUUGAUGCAAACAGAAAUAAAGCAAGAUAUUCAUGCAGUCACUUCCUUGCUCAAAAUGUAUUUUCGUGAGCUGCCAAAUCCACUUUGUACGUAUCAGCUUUAUGAUAAUUUUGUAGAAGCUAUUCAGGUUCGGUCGGAAAUUGAUGAAACGCGUUUGAAAAUGAUCAAGCAAACCGUCAGAAAGCUUCCACCCCCACAUUACAGAACAUUGAAAUAUCUUGCUUGUCAUCUGAAUCGUAUUGCAAAGCAUUCUGUAAACACUGGAAUGACUGAAAGAAACAUUGCAAUUGUUUGGGCGCCUAAUUUAUUGCGAAGUCCCGCAUUGGAAUCUGGUGGUGUUGCUGCUCUCAGAGGUGUAGGCGUUCAAGCAGUUGUCACAGAAUAUUUAAUUGUUAAUUCAGAGAAAAUAUUUGACGACGCAAAUUACGAUUUUGAUUGCUUCAAUUCAUCAUCGCAACCGCCUUCACUUAGCGAUACUAGCAGCAUUCAAACUGAGCUUCGCGAUACGAGUUUAUCUCUUGUAGAACGUCCAAAAAGUCUUGGAAUUGGACCUCCCAAGCUCAUAAGCCUUGAAGAAGCACGUAGUCGAAAGAAUGCUAAGGAAAUUGAAAAAGUCAUGCCAGUAAUGCCAACAUCGACGAACAAUUCUUAUAGUUCCUACAUAGAAGUUGGAGGUGGCCCUGCCAGUCUUCCUGAUAAAUAUCAUACGGUUUUGCCUGUGCCAAGAAAUUGGAAUAAAAGAAAAACAAAUUCAUGGAAAUCGAUCUUCCAACGUGGUGACCGUCGAUCCGACAAUAACGUCAAAUCAAAGCUAAUUUCAAAUCCAAUUGUAAUGGAUGAUACAUCAAAAGUUAAUGAGACUGAAGUAGAUGAAAAUCAAAGUAAACUUCCAAUUAUUGUUUCAGCUUCUAACAGUGCCAAUAGUAGCUUCAAAGAGAAGAAGAAAUUAGCAAAAAGUUUUGAUACAUUGGACGCCACUGCAAAUACCCUAGCCUCAGAAGCUUCCUGUCAACGGUCAUGUUCAAUUGAUAGUUUCAGAACAGCCGGACAUAGUCGAUCUGUAUCUCAUGAUUCUUAUUUCGAUUUACUUCAAUCGCCAUUACGUGGAAGUAUGACUACGUACCCAUCAAAAGAAAUGUCAGAAUUACGUUUGAAUUUUGAUCGUGAGGAACCAGAGAUGAGAAUUUUUAGUGAAAGCGAAAGUCUCGUAAGUAGUCCAAAAAUGAACAAAGAUUCUUCAAUUUUGAGAAGAGUUCAUCGGUCGCGUCCUGAAAAAUAUAAAACUGAAGGGAAAUCUGUGAAUAUGUCAUCGCCAAAUGAGUCAAAGGUUUGGACGACGAUUAUCAAUGAAGCAGAAAAUGAAAACAGCAUAAAGAAAGAAGAGCCGCCUUCGUCAUUGAAACGUUGCAAAUUAGAAGAUCAGUUAUCUGACAUUCAAUAUAUUGAUAGUAGCACACCGGAACAUUCCGGCGCCAAAGCUUCUUCAACUAUUCCCAACACGAACAAGGCCGGUGUUGCAAUCUACACGCAAAUCCAAAUCCAUAAUCAACCAACAAUGAAUGCUCAUCAAGGGCAACACAAAACUAUCAUAGACACAACAAAUAUCGUUCCAUUAAGACAGGAAAAUGACCGAUACAGUUAUCCGGUUACGCAAUAUUCUGUCUAUGGAUCGAAGAAAGAAGAAAGAUUCAGUUAUCCAAUAGGCGUCAUGUCGUUUGUAAAAGAUUUUAGUUAUAAAAGCGACGACGAUGAUAAUGACAAACUUUCGAGUGACGUCAAUAAAAUGUGUCAAAGUCAAAGUCAAAGUAACGUACGAGAAAGUUUUGAAGCUGAUUCUGAACUGUUCAAAAAUUCAGAAAUGAAUUCGUCAAAAUUAAGCUCAACAACAACGACAACGCAAUCUCCUUUAAAAUCUCCAUGCUAUUCACUUUUAAUUGGUUCAAAUUCAAGCUCAACACUUAUCUCACCUAUCAAUAUUCCUAUUUAUGAUUGCAAUCAAUAUGAACAACCAUUAAGCUUAAAAAACGUAGAACAAGAGAAUGAAAUGUCAUUGGAAUUGAUGAAACAGACAACGUUAGCAUCAACACAUCAAAGUUUGACAACCUCCGAUAUCAAAACAGAAACAGACAACACAAGUCCAUCAAUAACUCCAAGUGAGAUUAGCUAUCAGAAAAUUUUCAAUCGUCAAUCAGCGUUUACACCAGAAGUUGAAAAUUUAUGUGAAGAUUCAAAUGAAGCAAACUUGAUAGUGAAACCAACGAUCGUUCAUGUGCCAUCAUCAUCAUCAUCGCCACAAAAUGAUCAAAGCAAUGACAUUACGAAUCCAAUAAGAUCUUCAAUUAAAAUCACAUACAACUUGAGAUCUCCAGCACUAUCUGAAACAAAUCAAUCAAAUUUUUCCUUUGAAAAUUUCAGUGAAAAGGAAAAACAAGCUGAAAAUACUUUUCUUGAGACUUCUUUCGAUGAGCUUCCUUCAAGAGUUUACGAGAACAUGGAGUUUCACGAGAAGAAAUCAAAUAUGCCUGACGAUCAUUACGAGAAUGUUUUCAAAAGCAUUAAAAUCAAUUCUGACAAUGAUCAAGAAACCUAUGAUAGCAUUGAGCUCGACCAAGAUUGUUCUUUUUACGAAAAUGUUGAAUUAAGAAGGAAAGAAAAGGUUGAGAUAUCCAAAGAGGCACCGUCAAAUAAUCUCAGCAAAGUAAGAAAGCUUUCGUCUAAUUAUGAGAAGAAACAACUUGAACAACUUCAACUUUCCAACUACGACUUCCAAAAAUCGCCAUCAAUCAAAUCUGAAGUUCAGCUCAGGAAAGUUUCUAAUAGAAACCCUGAAAACUUUACGAUGACGAGAAGUUUAGAUGAAAAUGCAUUCAUUCGUGAAUUUGGAAGUGCCAGAAAAUUUGAAGAAUUCAAUAAAUGCAUCAAAGAAAUUGACGAAUUCACAAGCAACUCAAAUAGAAAAUCUACUGAUUACUCAAAACCAAAGACAUUAGGUCAGCCAAAGACACUGCCAAGCUUUAGUCAACAUAUUCCAAAAUGUAUUGAACACAGUCGAUAUCUCGUCGAUACUAAAACAUCUCCAGACGAUUCUGAUCGUGAGCGACAUAAGUUGCAUCUAAAUAUUGGCAAUCUUAAUGUUUAUGUUGAAAACCAACGGAGUCAAUCAUGUGGUAGUGAACGCACGCCACUUCAAACAUACAAUGCUCGUAUUACACCAACAACCGAGAAUCGAAUUUCAUUGAUUCAAAGUAAUUUCGAAAGUGGAAUUGAUAAGCGCAAAGGUUUUGAUGAUGAUAAAGCUACUUCAGCUACAAGUCUUACAAGCUUAAAAAUGUUGAAAUUAGAUCGGGAACGAAUUGAAAAAAUUAAGGAAGAACGACGACAUCAAAUGAACGAGAAAUAUCGGAGCGAGUCGUUUAGAAAUUUAAAUAACAAUAUAAAAUUUGUAAAACCGAAAUUAAAGGAAGAUUCGAUCAAUAUGGAUGAUGACGAUAUAAAUAAUCAAAGAUUUAAAUCAAAAAGUCGGAAUCAACUUGAUUCCGAAGAAUCCUUUAAUGCAAUAGGUGUAGCAACUUCGUCUUCCGCUAGUAAUUUGACUUUGCAUGGAAGAGUCAGACGAAUUAGCGAUGAAAAGAAUCAAAAUAACAUCAACUCAGGAGGUCAAGAACAACCAUUCAUGUCGUUGAAUUUGAACACAAAAGAAAGUGCAAUCGAAGCGUCGAAUCGUAAUAUCGAUCAACAAUAUUCACCCAUUAAGAUAAAAAGUCAAAGUUUCAAGAUGAAUGAUGAAGGAAAUAGCUCUGGAAGCAAUUUACAAUAUUGUCGUACCUCCUUACAAAAUGAUUUUUACACUCGAAAUAUUUCAAUUAAAGAUGUAGCAGCAAUGUUUGAAACAAGAUCAUCUCAUCAGCAAUCAAAAUAAUUUAUUUUGCUCACAUCCACCAACACCAUUAUCAUCAGUUUUUUUUUUGGAUUAAUGAAUAUCUAUUGCAAAAGUGAAAAUAUUUAUUACUCUCAGUAAUGUUAAUCAGUUCAAUGUUGAAGUUUCUCAUCAGUCUUAAGCUUUAAAUAAGAAAUUCACGUGAAGAAUCUCUCACUUUUUGGAACAGCUUAAAUUGCAAAGUUAGAUAACUAAAAUUUAAUUUAAAAUUCCCUAAACAAAUCGCUUCUCUUUAUAAAUCGUUAAAUGCAUGUGUGCAUGUAAUUUAAGCUGAUAUCGUUUCUAUUCAAAUGCGCUUCAAACUUCCCGUCGGAACACUUGGAAUAUUCACAUCAAGAGUCCCCAAAAUGAGCAAAAUCUUCAAUAAAAAUCUAAGUAGGUAUAUCUAACACAAUUGCGCAACAGUAGUAAUUUAUAUAUACCUAUAUAAAAAAAUGUUUGGCUUUGAAGUUUUCAAAAAAAAAAUAAGUAAUUUCUAAAAGAUGCCAAACUUUAUUUAACAAGAAAAUGAAUUUUAUUGAAACGAGUUUUCAUUUUUACAAUUUUUACCUAAAGAUCGACUAUUUUAUAGAUUUUGAUAAACAAUUAUUUCCAAGUUUUAAAUUAAGAAAAUUAAAUAUUUAAUGAAUGAUUAUCAGAACUAAACUUGACAUCAGAGUGGAUUGUUAAGUUGUUCUUAACUUUCAGUCAUCUGAUAAUAAAAAACAUUCAAAAGUAUAAAUAUUGCUAUCAAUAAAUACAGUCAAUACAUUAAUAUAUAACUAAAAUAAUACGAGAAAACAGUGUUAUUUAUUGAUUGGCACUUUAUAUAAGAACUUAAAGUCAAACUGCGAAUAUUUCUUUCUCAAAUAGUUAACUGCGAAUUUUCCUCGAAUAGAUUCUAUGCCAGAUUGAUAUUUAUUGUCUAUUUGAAUUUUAUUUUUUUAUUUUUAACAUCACGUAGUAAGCGAGCAUAACUUUUCUGUCAAUCACAUUGCAGCUUUAUUUACUAUGAUACGUAUUAGAAAAUCAAUAUUUUCCUUCAGUCACAUUGACUUCUGGCUUAGAGAGUCUUAAACGAGAUGCUUUCUGAGAUCAAAAAAUUUUCGAUUAAUAAUUAAAAUGCAAAGAAUUUUGAAUUCUUCCGCAAGUCAUUUUACAAAAUCUUCAUAUACUUUAUAUAAAUUUGUAACUAAAUUAAGUAUAAAUAAUUUGUAAAGCGAACUGUAUAACUAACUUAUAUAUGUAUAUUGUUAUUCCAUUUUGAGAUUAUUUGUUGCGUCUUGAAAGUUAUAAUUUAAACUAAUUUAACACUAAGAAAAUAUCAUUAAUAAUUUUAUAAACAUACAUGAAUGUUUAUUUGUGUAAAUGUAGGUAAAGGCAUGAAGAAAAGAUUGAUUGCGAACAUGAAAAAUUUGUACUAAAUUAUUAAAGCUUUUACUAUAAAAAAUUAUUGAGAUAUGAAAACUCUUAUUGAGUAAAAGGCUUUAUAUUGGACACAUCUAAUUACAAUAAAUAACGAAAAUAUGUUUUCAAAAAUGCUUUUAUUAAAACUGAAAAUGAUCAAGAUACUGUUUAUAAUAACUUUUGGUUUUUUCCUUAAAACACUAUCAUUCUUUAUCAUUUAAAACUAUUUUAUCGAAAUCUCGGACAAUUUUACAAAAUUUUAAAAAGACAAAACAGUUUUAACAAUCUUAUUAAAUAGCAAUGG
Molecule: messenger RNA, 7031 nt
Organism: Clunio marinus
Lineage: Eukaryota; Metazoa; Arthropoda; Insecta; Diptera; Chironomidae
Source: the annotation of a GenBank genome assembly